This is a messenger RNA of Prunus armeniaca (apricot), 2160 nucleotides long. NCBI's taxonomy places the organism in Eukaryota, Viridiplantae, Streptophyta, Magnoliopsida, Rosales, Rosaceae. The record is from the annotation of a GenBank genome assembly.
AUGAACUUUUUUUUCUCUCAUAAGUGCGUCGCUUUGUGUGAAUCUGGUAUGUGGGUUUUAAUUGUUCGACAUUCUUUGGAGCUGGAGAAGGAAAGUGGGGAUUAUUUGCAUGAACAUAGAAUGCCAGAUUUAAGAAGUGGUGUUCGGCGAUCAAAGAGGAUCAAUUAUGUCCAGGACAAUCCUGCUGUUUUAGUUCCAGCUGCACGGCCUGGUGCUGGUAAAGUGCUGACUGGUAAAGGUAGGGGUAGAGGGUCUAGAGCCAUGCAUCAAGGGAAGAAUUCUAAGCUAUAUGGUGCUGGAGUUGGUGGCCAAGGGCAUACAGGUUUAGAUUUUCCAGAGAGAGAUUUAGUGCCAGUUCAUGAUGAGUUGGUAGGCCAGAAAGGUGCACAAAAAUUGGCUGCUAUUGAGGAUGAAGGAAGCACUAGUCCGCUUCCAGAAAGCGUACAAGUUGGCCACUCUCCCAUAUACAAGCUAGAGAGAAAGCUGGGGAAAGGGGGUUUUGGACAAGUUUAUGUGGGAAGAAGGAUGUCUCCUGGCAUAGGGUGCAGUGCCACUGGGGCUGAUGCCUAUGAGGUUGCUCUGAAGCUUGAGAGUAGAAAUGGUAAAGGGUGCAGUCACGGCCCUCCUUAUGAGUGGCAAGUGUACAGCAAUCUUAAUGGAUGUUAUGGGCUUCCCCUCGUCCAUUACAAAGGUCAACAGGGAGACUACUAUAUCCUAGUCAUGGAUAUGCUUGGCCCGAGUUUAUGGGAUGUUUGGAAUUCUCGCAAUCAGUUGUUGUCUGAAGAGAUGGUUGCUUGUAUAGCAGUGGAAGCAAUAUCAAUUCUAGAGCAGCUUCACAUUAGAGGUUUUGUGCACGGAGAUGUUAAGCCAGAAAACUUUUUGCUUGGUAUACCUGGAACAUCUAAUGAGAAGAAGUUAUAUCUUGUUGAUCUUGGUUUGGCUUCUAGAUGGAGAGAUGGGUCUUCUGGACGUCAUGUUGAUUAUGACCAAAAACCUGAUGUUUUCAGGGGAACUGUGCGUUAUGCAAGUGUACAUGCUCAUUUAGGCAGGACAGGAAGCCGAAGGGAUGACCUCGAAUCGUUAGCUUAUACCCUAAUAUUUCUCCUUAGAGGAAAACUUCCCUGGCAAGGCUACAAUGGAGAGAACAAAGGAUUUCUUGUUUGCAAGAAGAAGAUGGCAACUUCUGCUGAGACACUAUGUGGCUUGUGCCCUCCUCCUUUUCAACAGUUUCUUGAAAUGGUGACCAAUAUGAAAUUCGAUGAAGAACCAAAUUACUUAAAGCUUAUUUCCCUUUUUGAUAACAGUAUUGGUGCAAUUGCCUCUCUGCGACCUAUCAGAACUGAUGGAGCUGCAAAGGUGGGUCAAAAAAGAGGAAGAGUGCCUGUUGAAUUGGUAGAUGGUGAGCAACCUAAGAAAAAAGUUCGAUUAGGUAGUCCAGCUACUCAGUGGAUAUCGGUCUACAAUACCAGAUCAUCAAUGAAGCAAAGGUAUCACUACAAUGUUAUGGAUUCAAGACUAGACCAGCACAUUGAUAAAGGAAAGGAAGAUGGGUUGUAUGUUAGCUGUGUUGCUUCAUCUUCGAAUAUGUGGGCUAUUGUCAUGGAUGCAGGGACAGGCUUCACAUCCCAGGUUUAUGAACGGUCAUCUGUUUUCUUGCACAAGGAGUGGAUAAUGGAACAGUGGGACAAGAACUACUAUAUCACUUCACUUGCUGGUACAUGCAAUGGAAAUGCCCUGGUGGUAAUGUCCCAAGGUGUACCUUAUACUCAGCAAUCCUACAAAGUCAGUGAUGUGUUCCCUUUCAAAUGGAUUAAUAAGAAGUGGAAAGAAGGUUUUUCUGUUACCUCCAUGACCACUGCAGGUAGCAGAUGGGGCAUUGUCAUGUCUCGAAAUGCAGGUUAUUCUAGUCAGGUUGUUGAACUCGAUUUCCUAUAUCCUAGUGAAGGCAUCCAUAGAAGAUGGGAGACUGGAUAUCGGAUUACCUCAACUGCUGCUACAGAGGAUCAAGCUGCAUUCAUACUUAGUGUACCCAAGAAGAAAUCACCAGAUGUGGCUCAAGAAACUCUACGGACAUCGGUUUUUCCAACUUACCAAGUAAAGGACAAAUGGUUAAAGAAUCUCUAUAUUGCAUCUAUUUGCUAUGGGAGAACAGUGUCUUGA